Arachis stenosperma is the source of this 1659-nucleotide messenger RNA. RefSeq lists its product as uncharacterized. The record is from RefSeq and is a predicted model, not a curated record. The coding region runs from base 136 to 1659 and encodes 507 amino acids. The transcript has 2 exons. Lineage: Eukaryota; Viridiplantae; Streptophyta; Magnoliopsida; Fabales; Fabaceae.
CAUGAAUGGUGUUGGUGAAAGUGAAUAGUGAUGCAAUAAGUAAAUAAGCCCCAAACACAACACACGAAGCAUUCAAUUCAAUUCGAUGCCAUCACGCCGGAAAUUCUGCAUCCAUCCGCUCACCGCGUAAUCCUCAUGGCUGACGUCACCAAUACCACCCGGGACACCGUCAUUGCCGCCGCUUCCGUCAUCUUCUCCGCCGAAUCCAGACCACAACCUCCCUCUCUUCCGAAAAAACGCUGGGGAAGCUGUUGGAGCUCAUAUUGGUGUUUUGGAUCUCAUAAAACCAGCAAGAGAAUUGGUCAUGCUGUCAAUGUUCCUGAACCUGUUGCAUCAUCAGGACAAGCUGCUCCUACUGCACCAAAUUCUUCAACUGCCGUAGUAAUGCCAUUUGCUGUGCCUCCCUCUUCUCCUGCAUCUGUUUUCCAAUCCAAUCCUUCAUCUGCUAUUCAGUCACCAGCUGGGCCGCUCUCACUCUCCUCUCUAUCUGCAAAUGCAUUUUCUUCUGGUGGACCUGCAUCUAUCUUUACCAUUGGUCCUUAUGCCUAUGAGACCCAGUUAGUCUCACCACCUGUGUUUUCUAACUUCACAACUGAACCAUCUACUGCUUCUUUUACUCCGCCUCCUGAAUCUGUGCAUCAGACAACACCAUCGUCCCCUGAGGUUCCAUUUGCUCAAUUGGUGGCAUCUUCUCUAGACCUGGCUCAUAAAAACAGUGGUAGAAAUCACAAGUUUGCAUUGUUCAACUAUGAUUAUCAUUCUUAUCAGCAAUAUCCUGGAAGCCCAGGUGGCCAACUCAUCUCACCUGGAUCAGUGAUUUCAACUUCUGGCAGCUCUACCCCUUUCCCUGAUAGACACCCAAUUCUCGAGUUCCAUAAAGAGGAAUCAUCAAAGUUCUUGAGUUCUGAACACUUCACAGGUCGUAAAUGGAGUUCGAGACUUGGAUCUGGAUCCUUGACACCAGAUGGUGCCGGGCAGAGUUCAAGACUAUGUUCAGGAUCUGCGACACCAGAUGUUGCAGGGCAUGGUUCAAGACUAGGUUCGGGAUCUUUGACACCAAAUGUUACAGGACAUGGUUCAAGACUAGAUUCACAGCUUGGCUCUGGGUGUUUGACACCUGAUCGGACGGGUUCAAAUUCAAGGUUGAGUUCUGGCUCUCUGACACCUGUUCAGCUAGCUUCACAGCAGAUUUCUGAGGCAUCAUCCCUUGCUAACUCAGGGAAUGGGUGCCAAACUAAUCCAGCAAUUGUUGAUCAUAGAGUUUCAUUUGAAUUUACUGGGGAAGAUGUUGCACGUUGUCUUGCAAAUAAAGCAGGAUCAUUGCUGCGAAACACAUCACAGUCUUCGCAAGGUAUAGUGGGUGAGCACCCUCUUGACAAAGAAAGGAUGCAAAUAGACUCCAAUACUUGUGCUUUAUGUUCAGGGAAACCUUCAGAUGAUCAGACAGUCAAUGCUCCGGGAGAAGGAGAGGAGCGUCGCUGUGAAAAGCAUAACUCCUCUAAUUCUUCCAAAGAGUUCAAUUUUGACAGCAGAAAAGGUGUUACUGAUGUUGUUGCCAGUGGCUCUGAUUGGUGGACUAACAAGAAGGUUGCUGGAAAGGAAGGUAGAUCAAGCAACAGUUGGGCUUUCUUUCCAAUGCUGCAGCCAGAAAACAACUGA